CACUGUGAAUGGCCAAUUUCGCUACUCCGAUAUGCCAUGGUUUAUACAAUGGAUUGCUAAUCAAUAAGGUCGAUUAUUUGGCAAUGUUAAGUUUUAUUUGAUUCGUUAUCUUUCAAUACAAAAAGUUGGAGUACAUUUUAUUGUCAAAUUUGUAGCAAUUGUAUUUUUAAAUUGGAAAUGGCGGGCAUGGGUAACUUAUCGAUCGCAGAAAAGGAAGAACUGAUUGGGCAAGUCAAGCAGCAAAUUGCAGUGGCUAAUGCUCAAGAAUUGUUGACGAAAAUGACAGAGAAGUGCUUCAAAAAAUGUGUUGCUAAACCAGGUGUACAAUUGGAUUCUUCUGAACAGAAAUGUAUUUCAAUGUGCAUGGAUAGGUAUAUGGAUUCCUGGAAUUUGGUGUCACGCACUUACAGCAAUCGUUUGCAACGAGAGCAGAAUAAGAUGUAGAAGUGUGAAAAUAGUACAGUGUUUGACGAUUUGCAAAUUUUACGUGUCAUCAAUCAUGAUUUCGUUUUAUAAACAAUAUUUUAGGCAAACGUUGUUACUUUAAAAUUCUACUGAUUUGAAACAUAAUUUCUUGUUAUAUAAAUAAAUUUUACAAAUUAACA
Bactrocera tryoni is the source of this 605-nucleotide messenger RNA. RefSeq names its product mitochondrial import inner membrane translocase subunit Tim13. Lineage: Eukaryota; Metazoa; Arthropoda; Insecta; Diptera; Tephritidae. Bases 178 to 444 code for a protein of 88 amino acids. The record is from RefSeq and is a predicted model, not a curated record. The transcript has 3 exons.